Molecule: messenger RNA, 948 nt
Organism: Brugia malayi
Lineage: Eukaryota; Metazoa; Nematoda; Chromadorea; Rhabditida; Onchocercidae
Gene: Bma-tiar-3
Exons: 7
Coding region: 1-948 (315 amino acids)
Molecular function (GO): mRNA binding
Source: RefSeq, a predicted model, not a curated record
AUGUUUAAUUCUGGAUGUCAGCUGCUGCAACAGCACAUAAAUUUAACCAAUCAGUACAAUCAUCCAAUACCAAUGCUUUCACCAGUUACUGCAAAUGUAUUUGAAGGUGUCCCAAUAUUUCUCCUCCCUCAGUCAUCUUCAAGUUCUCCCACAGGCGCUUUAUAUUGCAAUCCAUACCAACGAUCUAUCAUCGAAACGAGAGCAAAUGUGCGUCCAAGAAGUCAUUCACCAAAAGUGGACACGAGCAAGAAUUACCAUGUAUUUGUCGGUGACCUUUCGACUGAAGUAAACAACUGUACUUUGAAAGCAGCCUUUGAAAGCUUUGGAGAAAUCUCUGAAGCCAAAGUAAUAAGAGACCCUCAGACACUGAAAUCUAAAGGUUACGGCUUCGUAUCAUUCCCUGUUAAGGAGAAUGCGCAAAAAGCUAUCGAAGAAAUGAACGGACAGAUGAUCGGACGACGGCAAAUACGUACAAACUGGGCGGUACGCAAAUUUGAUGGAGGCGAGGAAAAUGUUACAUACGACAAUAUAUUCAAUGCAACCCAUGCUGCUAAUACAUCCGUUUAUGUAGGAGGCAUUUCACCUAUUACUACGGAUGAGGAACUUAUGCAGUCGUUUUCUGCAAUUGCUACUGUGAUCGAGGUACGACUAUUCAAACAGCAGGGAUAUGCAUUCGUACGAUAUUUGAAUAAGGAUGCUGCUGCUCGAGCUAUCAUGUCAAUGAACGGAAAAGUGAUAAACGGUCAGAAAAUAAGAUGCAGUUGGAGCCGAACAACUAUGGAUAAUAUUAAUAUAUCAAAUCAGGUAGCUGGUAGUAUGAAUCUAUUGACAAACAACAUAAUAGGAUUCAGUCCGCUUAUAAAUCCAGUAUCAUGGAGCCAAAACCAGUGCUUGCCACAGUUCUGUGGACAUCCGUUGUUUUUUAGUCAAUAUUCACAUAAAUGGUAG